GAUCCACCAGAGAAAAAUUAAACCUGGUUCCUGUCAGGUGAGGCCUGAGGUUAGGGUUGCCACCUCUGAGGUACAAAAAACCAGGACAUCUGGGAUGAUCCUGUGCCCAUAAAACUGGACAGCUUGCAGUGUAUACUGAGCACCCUUACAGAUUUCCCAGGACAGCUACCUCAAAAAAGGGACAAUCGUUGGAAAACCUGGACAGGUGGCAAACUUACCUAAGGAAUUGAUGCGCUUACAAUUGCCGGGUCAUUAUGCUGCUCCACCUGUGUAGUGUUAAGAAUCUGUACCAAAACAGGUUCCUAGGCCUGGCUGCCAUGGCGUCUCCAUCUAGGAACUCUCAGAAUCGGCGCCGGUGUAAAGAACCGCUCAGAUACAGCUACAACCCUGACCAGUUUCAUAACAUGGACAUCAGGAACAACUCCCAUGAGAUGGUAACCAUUCCACGGUCCACCAGUGACACUGACCUGGUCACUUCAGACAGCCGAUCUACUCUAAUGGUCAGCAGCUCGUAUUAUUCCAUAGGACACUCACAGGACCUAGUGAUCUAUUGGGAUAUAAAGGAAGAAGUAGAUGCGGGGGAUUGGAUCGGCAUGUAUCUCAUUGAUGAGGUCUUGUCUGAAAACUUUCUGGACUACAAGAACCGUGGGGUCAAUGGCUCUCACCGUGGUCAGAUUAUCUGGAAGAUUGAUGCCAGCUCUUACUUCGUAGAGCCUGAAACAAAGAUCUGCUUCAAAUAUUACCAUGGAGUGAGUGGAGCACUACGUGCUACGACCCCCAGUGUCACGGUGAAAAACAGUUCUGCUCCCAUUUUUAAAAGCAUCACCAGUGAAGAUCCGGUCCAGGGUCAAGGAAGUCGGAGACUGAUCAGUUUUUCACUCUCAGAUUUCCAGGCUUUGGGUCUGAAGAAAGGAAUGUUCUUCAACCCAGAUCCAUACCUGAAGAUUUCCAUUCAGCCUGGAAAGCACAGCAUCUUCCCAGCACUUCCUCACCAUGGACAGGAGAAGAGAUCCAAGAUCACGUGUAAUACUGUGAACCCUAUCUGGCAAGGAGAGCAGUUCAGCUUUGUUUCCCUUCCCACGGACGUUCUGGAAAUAGAAGUUAAGGACAAGUUUGCAAAGAGCCGGCCGAUCAUUAAACGCUUCUUGGGGAAACUUUCCAUGCCAGUGCAACGCCUGCUGGAGAGACAUGCUAUAGGGGACAGGGUUGUCAGCUACACUCUGGGACGUAGGCUUCCAACAGAUCACGUCAGCGGACAGCUGCAGUUUCGGUUUGAGAUAACUUCUUCUAUCCAUCCAGAUGAUGAAGAAGUCUCCAUUAGUGCAGAUCCUGAGUCAGCGGAACUGCAGGAAAGCCCUGUGAACAGCGCUGCAGAGGAAAUCCUUGGUGAGCCUCCCUGCACCGGCACAGUGACCUCAGAAAGUACAGCUCCAGAGCAGCUAAAUGGAUGCAAUGUGAAUGGUGUCAAUGUUGAUAGCCCUGGGGAAGUCAACCAGAACAGCUUAAAUGAAGAGCUAGCAGGAAAUAGGGAGGUUGAUGCAGUGCCAGCAGAUGCUAUUGAGUCCUUGGAAUCCAUCCCAGGGGAAGUGCUGCCUUCCCUGAGUGCUAUGGACCUCUCUGAGCAACUGGCUCUGCUGGCUUGCACGCCUCCUCCAGAGACUGAAGUUAGGGAAAAUAAUAAAGUCAAUUCUGUUACUCAGGGACACGACAACAUCUUUACCAGCAUAGAAGCUCUAGAUAUUGAUGAGGUGAGUGCAGACAUACAGACUGUCAAGGACCUAGAGAAAAUUCAGGAUGAGGAAGGGGCUUCAGCCCAGGAGGAAGAAGACAACAAGCUGCAGCUAAGAACAACAGGGAAGAGGAAAAACAGGCCCUGCUCCCUGCCUGUGUCUGAACUGGAGACGGUGAUCGCAUCAGCGUGUGGUGAGCCUGAGACCCCUCGCACACACUACAUACGGAUCCACAAUCUGCUUCACAGCCUGCCCUCAGCACAGAUGAGUAGCGAUGGAGAGGAGGAGCAGGGAGGCGGCGAGAAUGACGAAGAGUCAACAGUCAAGGAAAUGUCAGAGAAGGAUAUGGUUAGCGAGUCUGAGACGCUAGCGGCAGAUCCUCCGCCUGAAAGUGGAACUGAUGAGUAUUUCAGCCGGGGGACUGUGCCCCGCAGCACCUCAAUUGAGCAUCUCUCAGACUUAAAUGAGCAGCUGUUGGAUGGGGAACAUCCCAUGACUGGAAGCGAGAGUGAAUCAAGUUCCAGACCGUAUGGGGACAAUGAGUGUGACACCUCUUGCUACAGCCCAUCCUGUUACAGCACUUCCUGCUACAGUACGUCCUGCUACAGUACCUCCUGCUACAGCCCUUCCUGUUACGACAGUAACAAUCGCUUUUCCAGCCAUACCCGUUUCUCCUCUGUUGACAGUGCAAAGAUUUCUGAGAGCACGGUCUUUUCCUCACAGGAUGAUGAGGAAGAGGAAAACAGUGCCUUUGAGUCAGUGCCAGAUUCAGUGCAAAGCCCUGAACUGGACAGGGAGCAAGUGGAUGUCUCCGCCCAGUGGCCAGAUGAACUCGUAGCUCAUGGUGGGAAUCCACAAAGAGCAACUGAGACUCUAGAGUCCCCAGUAGCAGGUCCGAGCAACAGAAGAGAAGGUGAUUGUCCUUUACUCCAUAAUUCUCAGCCAGUCAGCCAGCUUCCUUCCCUGAGGCCCGACCACCAUCACUAUCCAACUAUUGAUGAGCCUCUUCCACCAAACUGGGAAGCUCGGAUAGACAGCCAUGGAAGGGUAUUUUAUGUGGAUCAUGUGAAUCGAACCACAACAUGGCAGCGCCCCACAGCAGCAGCCACUCCAGAUGGAAUACGCAGAUCUGGUUCAAUCCAACAAAUGGAGCAGCUCAAUCGGCGGUAUCAAAAUAUUCAGCGGACUAUUGCAACAGAGAGGCCAGAGGAUGAUGCUGUUGUUAACAACAGAGCCGAGAGGCUCUCCAUUGGAGGAGGAAGUGACUCUGAGGCAGACUUUUCCCAGCCAAACUCAGAAAUUAGAAGAGAAGGGUCCCUUUCUCCAGUGAAUUCUCAAAAAAUCACCUUGCUGCUACAGUCUCCAGCUGUAAAGUUCAUCACCAACCCCGAGUUCUUCACUGUGCUGCACGCAAACUAUAGUGCCUAUCGAGUCUUCACCAACAGCACCUGCUUGAAGCACAUGAUUCUAAAGAUCCGCAGAGAUGCUCGGAAUUUUGAGCGCUAUCAGCACAACAGGGACCUGGUAAAUUUUAUCAACAUGUUUGCUGACACCCGACUGGAACUUCCACGGGGUUGGGAGAUCAAAACAGAUCAACAGGGCAAGUCCUUCUUUGUUGACCACAACAGCCGUGCUACCACUUUCAUCGAUCCCAGGAUCCCACUUCAAAAUGGCCGUCUCCCUAAUCAUCUGACUCACAGGCAGCAUCUCCAGCGACUUCGCAGCUACAGUGCUGGAGAGGCAUCGGAAGUCUCCCGGAAUAGAGGCGUUUCUCUGUUGACCAGACCAGGCAACAGCCUAGUAACAGCUAUUCGAAACCAGCACCAUCAUGAGACAUUACCUCUGGCUUACAAUGACAAGAUUGUUGCAUUUCUACGCCAACCAAACAUUUUUGAGAUGCUGCAGGAGCGUCAGCCAAGCUUGGCCAGGAACCAUGCACUCAGGGAGAAGAUCCAUUACAUUCGGACAGAGGGUACACAUGGGCUUGAAAAGUUGUCCUGUGAUGCAGAUUUAGUAAUUCUACUGAGCCUCUUUGAAGAGGAUAUUAUGUCUUACAUACCCUUGCAGGCUGCCUUCCACCCUGGCUACAGCUUCUCUCCUCGCUGUUCGCCCUGUUCCUCACCUCAGAACUCUCCAGGAUUACAGCGAGCUAGCGCAAGAGCGCCUUCUCCAUAUAGGAGAGACUUUGAAGCCAAGUUACGCAAUUUCUAUCGAAAACUUGAAGCCAAAGGAUAUGGGCAAGGUCCAGGUAAAAUUAAGUUAAUUAUACGGCGUGAUCACUUGCUGGAAGGCACCUUCAAUCAGGUGAUGGCUUAUUCACGCAAGGAGCUUCAGCGGAACAAACUCUAUAUCACGUUUGUAGGAGAGGAAGGCUUGGACUACAGUGGUCCCUCCCGAGAGUUCUUCUUCCUUCUGUCUCAGGAGCUCUUCAAUCCUUACUAUGGCCUGUUUGAGUAUUCAGCCAAUGACACUUACACUGUACAGAUCAGCCCCAUGUCUGCGUUUGUGGAAAACCACCUUGAAUGGUUCAGGUUCAGUGGUCGUAUCCUUGGCCUUGCUCUCAUUCAUCAGUACCUUCUUGAUGCUUUCUUCACGAGGCCAUUCUAUAAAGCACUACUGAGGCUGCCAUGUGAUUUAAGUGACUUGGAGUACCUGGAUGAGGAGUUUCAUCAGAGCUUGCAGUGGAUGAAGGAUAACAACAUCACUGAUAUCCUGGAUCUCACUUUCACAGUGAAUGAGGAGGUGUUUGGCCAGGUGACAGAAAGAGAGCUGAAAUCUGGGGGUUCAAAUACACAGGUGACAGAAAAGAACAAGAAGGAGUACAUUGAGAGAAUGGUAAAGUGGCGUGUGGAACGAGGAGUGGUUCAGCAAACAGAGGCUCUAGUCCGUGGCUUCUAUGAAGUUGUAGACUCCAGGCUCGUCUCCAUUUUUGAUGCCAGAGAGCUAGAGCUGGUGAUUGCAGGCACUGCAGAAAUAGACCUCAAUGACUGGCGUAACAACACAGAAUAUCGUGGAGGUUACCAUGAUGGGCAUAUUGUAAUUCGGUGGUUCUGGGCAGCAGUAGAGAGAUUUAACAAUGAACAGAGGCUACGGUUCCUGCAGUUUGUCACUGGAACAUCUAGUGUGCCAUAUGAGGGGUUUGCAGCCCUUCGAGGGAGCAAUGGUCUGCGGCGCUUCUGUAUAGAGAAAUGGGGAAAAAUAACAUCCCUUCCAAGGGCACACACAUGUUUCAACCGCUUGGAUCUUCCACCUUACCCAUCUUAUUCUAUGCUGUAUGAAAAGCUGUUGACAGCUGUUGAAGAAACUAGCACGUUUGGACUUGAGUGAGGGAAUUCAGGCACUUCUGAUAUUUUCCUGGCUGAUGAUGUCACCUUCCUUCCCCACCAUCAUAUGAUCUUGGUUUUCCAUGUUUUUAUUUAUGAAAACAAAAAUCAGGAUUGACAAAAGCUGUGCAUGAAGAACUGCCUCCCUAAGAUCUAACCUUCAUGCUUUCAUCCUCAGUUUCCAAUGGACUCCUGUAUGCAAUAGAAAAACAACUGUCUCAAGGUUUCUGUAUGUCUCCACAUACCUCCAUUAAUAAUAAUGAAAAUACAAAUGCAGGUUAUGUUACACUUGACCAAAUGUUGAUAAAUGUUUACUUCCACCUACGUUGAUUAAAAAAUAAAUAACCUCAUCAACCAUUCCAAGCUUCUAUAUGCCUGUGUCUUCUAAACAAAUCCACAGUUCAUCUUACUUCUUACCAGUUGAAUUCAGUCCUGGGAGGUGGUCAAGCGUUUCUUUCAUCCAUCCUUGUUUUUCCUGUACAUAUCGUCCAUCAUAGAGAUAUCUAUGAGUAAAACUGAAAUUUUUAUACAUGGACUCAAGAUCCACAUCAACCGGAACUGGCCCAGGCAAAUGAUGCAGAUAAGACAUUAAAAAAAAAAAAAACCUGUAAUGCAAUGCAAAGUAUUCCAGUGGUUGCUAUGGAUGGUUACUUGCCGUACUGGAAAGAACUUGCACUUCAGACAUUUUGGGAGGGGCAUCUCUAUUGUAAUGUUUACCACACAAGAAGCACAAAUUUGUGCACACUCAAGAAGGAUGUCUCAUUAUGUAGCAUAAAGGACAAGGAUCCCUCACCUAAAUAUUGUACAUGACAAAGAAAAGGGGACUAAGAAGAAUGUUCUGUUCUUGUUAAUAUCUUUGGAUUCUGUUUACUGAUUCUUUGUUAUCUGAUGUUUAAAACACAUCCUUACAAAUGAGAAGUAUAGACAAUCCCGUCCCUUAUAUCAGAAGCCAUUUAUUUCUUGUCAGGCAGGGCUAACUUCUGGUUGUUGUUUUUUCCCUUUGUUGUCAAAUGCAAACCUCCAUAACCUCAGAAUUGGUUGUGCACAGAAGGGUUUAGACAAAGUUCUAUUAAAUGUGCAGCUGCAGCGAGAUUGUAUCUCUCUUUUGCUUAAGCAUUUGUAGCAAUUCUUCUUGGAGUGAAGCUCAAUGACCCACAUGGCCUCAUUAGGUACCACCAAAUUAAAGAUCCAGUUCUUUUGCGGUGCCUAAUUAAGACCUCAAAUUCUUUAAUUUUGUGGGCUUCACCUUUCAGCUCCAAAGCCAGGAAAGGCAAGGCACACAGCAGCAUGCUUGUCUUUGAUGCAUAUUGCUGAGGCUAUUACAAUCAAACCCACAGCACUGGUUGUCUCCAACUUUUAACCUUUGCUGCCCUUGUUUUCCAAAACUAAUUGUGGAUUGAAAGUGUUUGUCUUAACUGGGAAAAUGUGAAGUGAGCUCGAUAGGGUCAAAGACUACCCAUAACAAAAACUAAGUGAAAUAUACAGGGUAAUUCUGUCUUAAUAGGAGCAAUAGCUCACGUGAGAAGGAUGGCAGUCAGAUACCACACCCAUCUGUGUCUCUGUUACUAUGCUCAUUUUAUUGUUAUACUUCCAGGAGCGGCGCCAGGUUUUUGCCGCCCUAGGCGGCAGCGCUCCGCCUCUGAGCAUGCAGCAUCGGGGGUCCUUCCGCUCUGGGUCU
Molecule: messenger RNA, 6731 nt
Organism: Chrysemys picta bellii (western painted turtle)
Lineage: Eukaryota; Metazoa; Chordata; Testudines; Emydidae
Gene: HECW1
Product: HECT, C2 and WW domain containing E3 ubiquitin protein ligase 1
Biological process (GO): regulation of dendrite morphogenesis; protein polyubiquitination
Cellular component (GO): cytoplasm
Molecular function (GO): protein binding; ubiquitin protein ligase activity
Source: RefSeq, a predicted model, not a curated record